AUGUUUCACUUGUUGCACUUUUGGUCGUUUUUGUUGUUUUCAGCUUAUAAACAAUCGCAUUUCCAUUCCGAUGCCUAUCAAACUAAAAACAAAGAAACUCGCGAAUCCGUCAAUCAAUUAGUUCAUCGUACUCGAUGGUUUCCUGAUAUUAUUAUCUCACUCAUCUUAUUUCUAUUAGCCGUUACUCACGAACAAUUAACGUUAGAUCGUGAUUUAGAACUAAUUGGUCUAUGUUUAAUUUUAAUCUGCUCUGGUUUUAAUAAAUAUCUAAUAGCAUUGCUCGGUAUUGUUUCAUUAACUUCAGAAAUCAUUAUGCAUCAUCGGAAUAACAAACUGAGAGCUUUGCUACAUGCUUCGACGAUGUUUAUGAUACAUGUGUAUCUGACUGCAUUAAGAAUGGAUACUUCGUGGAUUUUUGAACGAAUACGGAAAGUGUCAAACGCACAACAAGCGAAAUAUUGUUUUCAAUUACUAUACGAGAUGCGUAUUAAUCCUUUGAUGACAUUGAUUGCUGCCGGUCAACAAAUACUAGCUUUUCACUUAUGGUAUUCUGGCAUUGUCAAAUCAAUCGGCGUACUGAGCUUUCAGUUCGUAUUGGUUAGUUCAUAUCUAAUGGCGCUGAUAUGGAAUUAUAUCCUAUGUAAAGAUUCGAAUCAAUUAUUAUUGAUACCAUUUAUUCGAAAUCGAUUUCCAGAUAAACAUCCAUUCUGGGCUCAGUUUGUGACUUGUUUACACUUGACAUUAGUCAUAUCCUUAAUUCUGACUCUGAUUGUCUGA
Adineta ricciae is the source of this 777-nucleotide messenger RNA. The record is from the annotation of a GenBank genome assembly. NCBI's taxonomy places the organism in Eukaryota, Metazoa, Rotifera, Eurotatoria, Adinetida, Adinetidae.